Molecule: messenger RNA, 4752 nt
Organism: Styela clava
Lineage: Eukaryota; Metazoa; Chordata; Ascidiacea; Stolidobranchia; Styelidae
Molecular function (GO): catalytic activity
Source: RefSeq, a predicted model, not a curated record
ACUAAAUGCCGGUAAUGCGACAGUUUGUUGGUCGCUCUCGGGGGACUCGUGCGUUGUGUGGUCUGCAUUUAAAAUUGAUGUAGUCUGGUGUUUCAGAACACAAUAGGCUUUGCAGGGCAGAGGUUAGGGAAUCGAAAAUUUUAGAUGAAAGUCUGGCAGAUUGGAGAAAGAAUGCGAACUGGAUGUUUACAAUAAUGUAAUAUGAAUUAUCCAUGAAUAUAUAAUAUAAGUCAUAUUAAAAAGCUGGAAAAUUACACACCAAUAUGAUGGCCACAUGUGGAAUACCCAUUGGUAGUGCCUUGGACACAAUCGGAAAAGUAGCGAUCUUCACUUCACAAUGGUCGACUAUUCAAGCAUUCAUUCAAGCUACCAUGUGGCACAACACGGAGCCAAAGACACUGGGCGUCAGCUAUUGGGCAACUGCACUGUUAUUAAUUAGCUUGUCCCUCCCCGGACUCAUAUAUUUUUUAUUUAGUUUGAUUUUUCCUACGUCUAAGAUAUUAUCACAACGAAAUGGAUUGUUAAAAAAACUUAUUUGUUGCUUGGUGCGUGUAUCUCCUGCUACAAUGUUAACAAUAUCGUCGUCGCCAUGUUUAGACGAAUAUGCUGAUAUUCGAACUUGUGUUUUGUCAUGUGGCGUAAUUUCCAUGAGUGUUUACGUGAUUAUAAUAGCAUGGAAACAGCAAGAAAAUUUUGUGACGGAAGAUAUUUUAAUUCCAAACUCAAAUUAUUCUCCAGUUGAGAAGGAAAUGGGCUGUAUGAUCAUAUGCAGGCGAACCAAGGGACUGUUGAAAAAUCUGCUAACAACUUCAAAUAUUGGAAAUAUCGUUAUUAUUGCUGUAUUUUUGUCCAUGAGUGUGCGCUGGUGUUAUGGAUCGAUCAAUAUCUUUUAUGAGGAUUGGAAAGCUUCUUCUGUUAUGUUGAUAUGUGUUAUUUUAUACUCUAUUUCUGUAUUCGUAUUGGAGGUUACCGGUGGAAUGGAAAAACUAAUUUCAUCCAAGACUAUCGACAACAGCUCGAAAGAAUGUAACGGUAACCACGAUAAUUAUUUCAAAGCACAAGUCCAGCUUUAUAAAGCAAACGCAAAUGAUAGUGACCAAUUGGAUAAAGAUAAAUUUUCAAUAUCGACAAAACUGCAAUACGAUGAAAAAUAUCCAGAGGCACACGACGACCUAUUGAAAGACACUACUCUUUGUCAGAAUCCAAACGAUCACCAAAUACCAAGUCCAAUAAAGGAUAAUGCUAUUGUAGCGUCUGUCCCGGAUCACAAUGUUCAUAAUGCAAAUAUAUCGGUAGCAGCACAGCAGUGUUACGCAUUUUUCUACGCUAUAAUUCUUGCUGCCGCCAUAGGAUCUCUUUCGUCACUCUCGCUGUGGAUAUUAUCAUCACCCGACGUUUUGUGUCUCUGGGGGGAAAAUCCCACAUACUUAUCCGGGAAUCUCAUAUUGGCAAGCUUUGCUGUGGGCUGUCUUGCAGCCAUUCUUGUGGAUGUGGAGGCUUCAUCGAAAUUUAGAGACAAAGAGUCGGACGAAAAUUCCACUUCAAAAUUUCAGGCAACGCGACAUAGGAUCUUCCAGAUCGGAAUGCAUGGAUUCAUUAUCAUCUUACUGAUCGUUGGGACAUCUCUCAUUCUUUACACAAAAAACAGUUCGUUUUUAUUCGGUUCCUGUCUGUUAUGCCUUUCAUUUCCACUGUUAUUUCGGAUCGUUUUAUUCUCAUCUUCAAAUCUUACUUCAACGUGCAAAACAUUUCAAACUAACGGAAAAAGAAAAACAACGUCUGCUCUGCCUGGAGUCCUCGUCGGUAUGAGCGGGUUUGUUUUCUUUAUUCUUCACGUCUUGAAAAUCAUGUUCAUUAAUCCACAACUAUCAAGCAUUGUGCAUGGAAAAAUAGGACUCAUAACAUGGAUCGAAGUUAUUCUAAGCGUUCUACCAUUAAUAAUUUGCCCCAUUGUAAAGGGUAAAAUCAAUGUCGUCGACCGCUUGAGAUCUUCAUCUACCGGCCCACUUUUAUCGCCAGAUUCAAAACGAAAGCCAACGAAUAAUUUUUCUGACCAAAGCAGAAAGGAGUUUUGGGAAAUAAGAAAAUAUAAAAAAGCUAGUCAAGCACUGUUCAUAUUCAUUAUUCUUAUAUCAGCGGGAAUUUCAAAAUAUCAAUCAACCCAAUAUAAAAUUUCAUGCGACGCUUCAGCACCUGCACCUGUUUGCGAAGCAAAUAAUAAAAACAAUUUUGACCUCCGUGUCAUGACUUGGAAUAUAUUGCUUGGCAACAAAAUGAACGGUCGAAAUAAUCUCGACUCUAUCACAACAAUCAUGGAUGAAUACAACCCGAAUAUUUUGGCGUUGCAAGAAGCUAAUACGCUUCCAGCAUAUUGGGGUGGAAAGGACACUUUUGGGUAUUUGCAGCAGAAUUCAAAAUCAUGCAGACGUGCUGGAAAGAUCGUAAAUCCUAUGCAAGGUGCAUUUGAGGUUGGAAUGUUGUCUACUUUGGAAAUCAUUGACAAAUCUGCCAGUGUAUUGCCCAAUGGUGACGAACGAAAACUUCCGAGUUACACCAUGGCCAAAAUGGCGUGUAAUGUCCAAUCAUUGUGCCAAGAGUCGAAUGAUAUCGAGCUAGGAAGUGGAUUAGUGACGCGCCGUCAUAACAAAACAAUCCAUUUUUACACCUUGCAUGCAGUUUACAAAAACUGGACUUGUGAAAGAUCGUCUGAUUUAUCUCGACAACAAAUGUCGUUUUUGCACGAUGAUAUCCGAAAAUUACCAAGAGAAGAUCCCGUGAUUGUAAUGGGAGACUUUAAUAUCAAUCCGUCAGAGCCAGAGCUAGAUAUAUGGUUUGAUAACGAUUUAGGAUUCAAAAGUGUUUUGUGGCCGUCAAGAAGGACUUUGAAUGACACAUCGAAUACGAUUUGCAAAGAUAAUUGUCCGUCAAACGACAGUAAAUGUGUUUGCGAAUGCCUCGAUAAUUCUUCCGAUCCCCCUAAUUCUACGUUACUAAACCGACGGGCCGCUGUAGAUCAUAUAUUUUACAGGGGAUUGAGACUUGUCGAUGGACAAAUAUUGACUGAUAUUUAUAAAAUUCAUGGGAAUGUGUCCGAUCAUUAUCCGAUCCUUGCGGAUUUUGCUUUUAUAGAAUAAGCAGAGCUUCUUAUAAAAGUAAUUAUCAAAUUAUUUUAACUAAAUAAGAAUCACGCUUCAAUCACGCCAAAUAUUAUUCAGUUUGAAUCGAGGGAUCGUGCAAAUGCCUGCCCGACGCUGUAACUCAAAAUUACAGCCUUGUUUACUUUUCCUUUAUUGCUUUCCCACAAUCUCUCUUGAAAAUUUUUGAUUGUUAUGAUCGUUUGCAUUUAGUAGAACAUCCGAGGCGUCUCCCAUGACGACCAAAAGAUUUUCAUUUUCUAUUUAUCUCAUCAAAAUGCGACAUGAAGGGUAAAAUUUCCAUGCCCGACUUGUCAAUACCCCUUAGAAUUUUAAUGGAAUAUGUGGUAAAUACAGUCGCCUAUUAUGAUCGCAUAAAAUUUAGUUGUAAACCUGUGCCGAGAUCGUUAUGGGAUACAUCAGAUUAAAAGUGCUUUUAUUUGCACCCAAGUACUGUAUCCACAAUCUAUGUAACCGAUCGAUCACGACCACAGAUGAUUUUGCGCAAAAAAAAAUUUUUCAAUGAUGGCUCAAGUUUGACAAAAAAGCAUUUCGUGAUCAAAAUGGCCAUUAGAUUUCCGGUGAAAGUAUUUUGGCAAUAACAUAAAUUUACAUCGGAAUGUUUUCGAUCAUCAUAAGGCGGGGAAACGCUAUUUCAAAAUAAUUUUGUCCCUAAUUCUCACGAUUUUAUUGCUGUACGUAUGUCCGCACCUUGGUACAGUAUUCAAAUUACCGUGAAAUAACCUUGAAUGAGACGAUUUUUAGUACUCUAUACUGUCACCAGAAAUUAUCUACCUGUUCUUUUCUAGAAUAUUUUUCACUUAAACAAACACUAUAGAGUCUCUGCUGCUUUUAUCCGCGUCCUGUGAUGAUGAGGUCAUCGUAAACACUGGCAUAAAUAUCGCUUUACACAGCAGAUAACAUGACCGAUUCGUAAACUUUUGCAGCCUUUGAUCCUAAUAACGCGGAAAAGACCACGAACUUUGAACUUUAAUUGGCAAAUCGAAUUUCCAGAUUUUCAUAAAUAAACGAAGUUGUCACGCUGGAAUAUGAUUAGCAAAUUAAUUUCCACCUCUUUCGCCUCAAACGUUGCUCUAAAAAUUCUGCAAUGGAGCAGAAAGGGAACCUAUCUUUGUUUUUAUUGAAUCAAUGAACUUGUACUCAAAUGACCGGGACAGCCUAACCCUAAACCGCGUAGUGUUUUCGAUCAACCUCAGCACACAAUUGAUCAAAACAGUCUUUCAAAACCGAAAUAUUUUCACAACAAGGUUAUUGUUUUAAGCAAACCAAAAUGCCUAUAAUACCUAACUGCAUGCCUUUAUGCAAACAUAGAACGAAUACUGAAAUAAAGUUCAAUACUAUCACAAGUGUACGAACUCGCGUGACACGGAAAACAUUUUCUAUCCAGAGCAUGUAUAAAUGAACCUUGCUAAUCUAAACAACAAGAAGUAUUUUCUAUGAGUUUUUUUUUGUUUGAAAUCAAAUACUGGGAUGUGAACCUUGCGUUAUUGCCUGAUUGAAUUACUAUAAAUUAAUUUUAAUACAGAUUCGAUUGAAGUGAAAUCGCUGCAUCUUUGAACUGUUUUUAUUUUGUUUUCAAAAAUCAUCUCUGUAAUUU